AUGAGCCUUUCGGUGGCCAUUGGAAUUAAUGUGACUAAGGACUAUGGCUGGCUAGAAGAUACUAGAAAGAUUGGUGACAAGAGUGGGGAUGAUAAAGUGAUGCUAGUAGUGUUGCUGAUCGAAGUGAAGGAUGACUAUGGCUGGUCGGAAGAUGUUGAAAAAAGUGUGAUAAGAGUGGUGGUGACAAAAGAAAUGUUAGUAGUGUCGAUGGUCGAAGUGAAGGAUGUGUUUAAGUUAUGUUGGAGUUCUAGUUUAAAUUUCAAGAAAUGA
Dovyalis caffra is the source of this 270-nucleotide messenger RNA. The record is from the annotation of a GenBank genome assembly. Lineage: Eukaryota; Viridiplantae; Streptophyta; Magnoliopsida; Malpighiales; Salicaceae.